AUGAAUGAAAAGAAUGCUGAAAGGAAGAGUGGGCAAAUAGUAUCAAGUUGUUGGCAUAUAUACAAAUUGAAGCUGUUUGGGCCAACCGCAGAAUUACCGAAAGAGCUCCACAACUAUCCAAACCUCGCCAAAUUACAACUGCGUAGGUAUGGUCUCAAGGAGGACCAAAUGGGAAUACUAGAGAAGAUACCAAACCUGACAACUCUGCGCCUCAUAAAUGAAGCUUUCGAGGAGAACACAAAGAUACUGGUUUUCUCCAAAGGAGGCUUUCCUUCUCUUGAAUUUCAUUUUGUUUAUGGCAUGCGCGAAAUAACAGAGUGGAGGGGAUUGACGACACUUCCAGAUGAGCUAAGAUAUCUUACUAAUCUCAGGGAAUUAACCAUUACAGGGAUGCCUAAAGAACUCCACAGAAGGAUUCAGGAAGAUGGAGAGGAUUUCUGUAAAAUUCAACAUGUACCUUCCCUUCUAAUUGGAGAAGCGUACUGA
Messenger RNA from Prunus armeniaca (apricot), 486 nucleotides. NCBI's taxonomy places the organism in Eukaryota, Viridiplantae, Streptophyta, Magnoliopsida, Rosales, Rosaceae. The record is from the annotation of a GenBank genome assembly.